UUCCAGCUGCUGGGCUGCCAGCACAUCCCGGAGGUGGCGGUGACGGCGUGCCUGGUGUGGAAGGAUUGGCCGCACCGCGUGCACCCGCNGGGUGUUUUUGGGUGUUUUUGGGUGGAUUUUGGGCUCUGCCGGGUGCUGCUGCGCCCCCCGAGCAACCCCCGGCACAGUUUCAGCAACCUGGGCAUCCAAUGUGUGAAGAAGAAGGAAAUCGAGGCCGCCAUCGAGAAGAAGCUGCAGCUCGGGAUCGACCCCUUCAAAGGUCAGAACCGCCCUGGAAUUUCCCGGAAUUUCCCGGAAUUUCCCGGAAUUUCCCCUGAAUUUCCCGGAAUUUCCCGGAAUUUCCCGGAAUUUCCCCUGAAUUUCCACCUUUCCUCCACCACGACGUCGGAGCUGCGCAUCUGCCGCAUCAACAAGGAGAGCGGCCCCUGCACGGGCGGCGAGGAGCUCUACCUGCUCUGCGACAAGGUGCAGAAAGAGGACAUCGCGGUGGUUUUCCGGCGGGAGCCGUGGGAGGCGCGGGCUGAUCUCUCCCUUGGGGAUAACGGGGAUAACGGGGUACCGGGAACACCCGGGGUACAGGUGCAGGUACAGGUGCAGGUGGAGGUGUUCCUACAGCGCCUCACCGACAGCGUCAGGAGCGAGGGGUUCCGCUUCACCUACCUGCCCCGGGACACCGACGCGUACCGGGUGCAGGUGAAGCGCAAGCGGGGAAUGCCCGACCUGCUGGAGGAGCUCUCGGGGACAGACGCCGCCCUCCCCGCGGAGCCGGAGCCGCUGGAUCCCCUUCCCCAACUCUUCGCACCCUUCGGGCCCUGCGCCGCCCGGGCGGAAUUCCCCAAAUUCCCGGAAUUCCCGGAGUUCCCGGAGUUCCCCAAAUUCCCGGAGUUCCCGAAAUUCCCGGAAUUCCCGGAAUUCCCGCUGGGCCCGGGCCCGGAGCUGCUCCUGGCCGAGCCGCCCCCGGCCGGGGACCCCCCCCCCAUUUCCAGCCUGCUGGGGUCCCACCUGUUCCCGGGGGGGGAGGGCUGA
Molecule: messenger RNA, 1026 nt
Organism: Lonchura striata (white-rumped munia)
Lineage: Eukaryota; Metazoa; Chordata; Aves; Passeriformes; Estrildidae
Source: RefSeq, a predicted model, not a curated record